Messenger RNA from Archocentrus centrarchus (flier cichlid), 2734 nucleotides. RefSeq names its product TRAF3 interacting protein 2-like (gene traf3ip2l). Gene Ontology annotation, biological process: humoral immune response; positive regulation of canonical NF-kappaB signal transduction. The coding region runs from base 132 to 1439 and encodes 435 amino acids. The transcript has 9 exons. The record is from RefSeq and is a predicted model, not a curated record. Lineage: Eukaryota; Metazoa; Chordata; Actinopteri; Cichliformes; Cichlidae.
GCCCCCCCCCCCCCCCCCCCCCCUGAGGUGUUUUUGUAUUUCCACGCUGCGGCUCAGUUACCUGAAGGAGCCUCGAUGACUUGAAGCAGCGACGCUGAAAUUCAGGUGCAUCUUAAACCCGACACACAUGGAUGUCAGAAGGAAAAGGCCCAAUGAUGCUGCCCACGUCGGUCCACUUGGCUUCAGCAACUAAUAGUCACAUCAGCCACCUGAGCAGCCACCGCAACACACCUGAAGAAGACGAUGAAACCAUGAGCACAGAGCUGAGAGACGCCAGCAUCCUUUCCAAACCGGAGUCCUCCUCUGACCUUUUGGACCGCCACCUUCUUCCAGACCACAAUGGCUCCCUGUUCAGCAGGCAGAGUCCGGACACGGAGCAAGAGCACAAGCACAUCAGGGCCCUCCCCCAGUCCAGCUUCUGCUCAUCACAACCCCCUCACAGUUUGCCAGCUGGGUACAGCCCGCCAACUCCUUUCCCAAGCCAGGCCUACGGCAGCUGGCUCCACCCGAGUUUUGCUAGCAGCUGGUCGGGGUAUCCCAACAGCCUGCCUUCCUGUCUGAGCCAGAAGGAUAACUCCAGCUGUUCUGGAGAGAGCUGCCUCUCCAGAUACAAGUUCCUAUCCCUCCCCAGCACUCAAAGCACCAGCCUGGGCAGCUUAGAGCAGCCUCUCUCUCUGCGCUCCAACCCCCCUUCAGCCAACCUCUACCACCACACGCUGUCUCCAUACUCGUGUGCGCCACAGGGGCUCGGCUGCUGUGCUCAGUGUCCCGCAGACACCUUCAGCAGGGGGGCAGCGGGCAACAAGCACCCCUGGCCUGAGUUUCAUCCAGCAAACGGCCCAUUUCCUGCAGGUGGAUUCACACAGAUUGACCACAAUGCACCAGCCAAAGAGAAGUGGCCUCCUUGCAGCGCCCCGCUGUCUCUGGAGCAGAGGCGUGUCUUUGUCACUUAUGAAGCCGACAACGACAAACACGUCAAUGAGAUCAUCAACUUUGUGGCUCUGCUGCGGCACAAUGGCUUUGACACGCACAUUGAUAUUUUUGAGCAGCAGUUCAGAAGCAUAAGCAAGAUUGACUUCAUGGAGCGGUACCUGAGUGAGAAAGAGUACCUGAUCAUCAUCAUCAUCAGCCCCAAGUACUACGAGACGGUGACGGCCUCCCCUGUUGGGCUGGAGAAUGACGAGAGGACCUUCAACACAGUUUACAUACAUAAACAGCUCCAGAAUGAAUUCAUCCAGAAUGGAAGCAAGAAUUUCAGGUUCAUUCCCAUUCUGUUCCCCGGGGCUAAAAAGUGUCACGUCCCUAAUUGGCUCCAGAACACACAUGUAUACGGAUGGCCACGUGAUCGGGAUGACAUCCUGCGGCGGCUCAUGAGGGUCGAGAAGUACAACCCACCACCCAUCGGGGAGCUUCCGACCAUCGUUUCCAUCCCCAUUUAGAAAACUCUGAGCUCACAGACUGGACUGAAAUCUUAUUGGCUGUUGGUCAUUACUGGGGUGAACAGGGCUUCAUAUGCACGUUGGAUUUCUUUCAUUUUUUUAACUUGACUGCACAGUGGCGAUGAGGUGCUUCUUGUGAACAGAUGUUUGUUUAAAUUAAUCUCACACCAUCUUGGUUUGAUAUGGAGGUGCAGAGUCGAGCUUUUAAAUAUCGCUGCAGCUUGUUACUGUGCAUCAAGCUAUGUGUUCACUGGUGCUCCUCCAAUAAGUUUAUGAAAGAGGAUGUGUUAUAAUUACCAGCUCUGUAUUUUUUAAUUCUUGGACUCAACCAGAGGUGCUUUGCAUGAUUUACAGUUCAAAGUAUUCCUUGUUUAUCGGACCAGUGCAGAAGCUGUUUGAGGAGACUGUAAGCCAUGUUGUUAAAGCUACAGUUUACACGUGUUCCCUAAAUGCAUCAUGCACAGGUAAUCAUGAAGUUACUGUUUUGAAAAGAGGACCGCUGUACAGAUGCGCUGCCUGAGUGUGAGCGAGUGAUCGCGGCUGUGCAGAUUUCUCAAGAACCGUCUGCAAAAUAAAUGAAAUGUUAAGUUAGAAUUUUAGGGCGAGCUUUCUUGUUUUCACAUGCCUUCAAAUGCCUCUUUUAGGUGAGGGUGCGGCUCUCUUAUAGGACUGCGUUAAAAGGUAAAGCAAAGACUAUGAUGUGGAUCUUUCCAUAAAUGUACUCACACAUUGCAGAUCUUAACAACUUUGGUUCUUUCUGUUUGGCCGACUAUGAAAGGGAUUCAGCACAAGACUAUAAACUGAGCUACAGGAGUAAGAAGUGAAUGUCCUUUAAAAAGAUGGCUAAACACACCUCUGUGUGUGCACGUGUGCCUAAACUCUGGUAACAGAACAACUUUUAGACAAAACAUGAGAACUCCUCCAUGUGAACAACCUCAAAUUCAGCACUGCACUCAUUAGUGGCCCAAGCGACGCAUCUGCCAAUAUUCAAGCGGCGUGGACGAACGGUUGUUGAGCUGAGUGCGAGAUACCCGGCCAUCAUGAAACCUCUCAGUUUAUCUGCACCUUUCUUCUGAUUGGCUGACUCUGGCAAACAGAAGGUUUAAACAGAUGAGUGGGAAGUGGGUUGCUGAAAUGACCAUAUUAGGGAGAUUCUGAAAACGAGCACUUGGAGCAGUUUGAAGCCUGAGGUGUUGGGAUUACUUGUACAUACGAGGACCUCAUUAUCUGACACACUUUCCUUGUUUAUAUUAAACAUCUGCUGCAACAAUAUACAGCACUGUGCAAAAGUCUUG